UUCCUUCUCCGCAGGACCAUGGUGAAUGCAGCCUUUACUGAAAUCAAAGCAGCAGCCUUCGCUCACAUCCCCCUCCUGCAGUUCCUCUUACUGAACUCCAACAAGUUUACACUGAUCGGGGACGAUGCCUUCACCGGCCUCUCCCACCUGCAGUACCUGUUCAUUGAGAACAAUGACAUCCGCUCUCUGUCAAAAUUCACCUUCCGAGGACUGAAGUCCCUGACACACUUAUCCUUGGCCAACAACAACCUGCAGACACUGCCCAGAGAUAUCUUCACACCCCUGGACAUCCUCAGUGACCUGGAUCUCCGGGGCAACGCUUUCAUCUGUGACUGCAAAAUCAAGUGGCUGGUGGAAUGGAUGGAGAGGACCAAUGCCACAGUGCCUGCCAUCUUCUGCAGCAGCCCCAUCCGCUACCAGGGGCAGAAGAUCUGGGACCCGGCCCUGAAGGACUUCAGCUGCAUCACGACAGACUUUGUGGUGCACCAGGUCCUGCCAUUCCAGUCGGUGUCAGCUGAGCCUUUUGUCUACAGCAGCGACCUCUACGUAGCACUGGCACAGCCCAGUGCCAGCAUCUGCACCAUCUUCAAGUGGGACUAUGUGGAGCGCAAGCUACGGGACUUUGACCGCAUCCCUGCUCAUUCGGCCGUGUAUUGCAAGCCCAUCGUGGCCCAGUCGCAGCUCUACGUGGUGGUGGCACAGCUCUUCGGCGGCUCCUACAUCUACCGCUGGGACACCAACGUGGACAAGUUCAUCAAGAUCCAGGACAUGGACAGCAGGAAGAUCCGCAAGCCCAAUGACAUUGAGGCCUUCCAGAUUGACGGUGACUGGUACUUCGUCAUCGCCGACAGCUCCAAGGCCGGCUCCACCAGCCUCUACCGCUGGAACCAGAAUGGCUUCUACUCCCACCAGGCCCUGCACCCCUGGCACCGCGACACCGACGUGGAAUACGUGGAGAACGAAGGCAAGCCCCGGCUCAUCAUCUCCAGCAGCUCCCAGGCCCCUGUCAUCUACCAGUGGAGCCGUGCCCAGAAGCAGUUUAUGCAGCAGGGGGAGGUGGCCGAGGUGAUGGACGUGCAGAUGGUCAAGCACUUCAAGUUCAAGAAAGACAAUUACCUGUGCCUCAGCCGCUACAUCGGGGACUCCAAGGUGGUCAAGUGGGAGGGGCAGCGCUUCACCGAGCUGCAGACCCUGCCCUCGCGGGGCUCCAUGGUCAUGCAGCCCUUCCUGGUGUCCCAGCGCCAGUACAUGGCACUUGGCAGCGACUUCUCCUUCACCCAUCUUUACCUCUGGGAUGAGGAGAAGCAGAAGUUUCUCAAGUUCCAGGAACUCUCCGUCCAAGCGCCCCGGGCUUUCCACUACGUCCCCUUGGAGGACAUGGACCUUCUGCUGGCACCCAGCUUCAAGAGCAGCACACUGGUCUACAAGCACGUUGUGGUGGACCUCAGCUUGUAGGGGGGGUCCCUGCCACCUGCCCAGCUCCCUGCCUCACUCCUAGACACUGUGCAGAGAAAACGUUCUUCCACUUGCAACACCCCUGGAGCCGGGGACUCCAGCGCACUGCCUCGCCUCAGGCUAAGGCUUCCUGUCUGUGCCCAUGCACUGCCCCACUGCCAUAUCCAUGGACAAGUCCAGAACACACACAUACUCACACAGGCCCGUGAGUCCAUGCAUACCCAGCACACGUUCCAUCCAUGCACUCGAAUUCAGGAGUGUAUGCUCACCACAGCCAUCCCUCCAUAGAUAAACUCAUACGCAUACGCACAUGCCCUCCAGCAUCUCAUACACAUUACAUUCCUGCCCAUAGGCCUCCAGUGCGCGUACACUCCAACACCCCCAUGGACACCCCUUCGCCGUCUCCUAGCCAUACCAUAUGCAUCUACACUCACUCUUUACAUGUCCAUGCAAUCCCUGUGCACCCCAUAAACAAACACACAUUCCCGCACCCCUUAACCUCACAUUCAUCUCCCCGCAUAGAGCCUUAUAUUCAUGCCCAUAUACUGCUGUGCAUGGACAGCCACGUCCAUGUACACCCUCAGAUCCAUGCCUGUUCACAUCCACUCUGACUACUGCACCUUCCAUGCACACACAGCUACUCCCGUGUGCACAUUCUUAUCGGCGAACCCAGAUAUGGUGCACUGGCGGUGCACCACGCCAUGCUGCGUCUCCUAUCCACCGACACACAUGCAUACAUCCCUGUAUCUGUCACCCUGAACCCUCCCUGCAGUCCCCUCUGCACACAUGCUCCUGUCCCCAUACAGAGCGCCGGGUAGCAGGCCUGGAAGAAGAAAGUCCCUUGUCGUCACUUCUCCCGAACUCUUCCUGAAGCUUCUGCCGCACUUUCUGUAGCCAUCACCCAUAUUCAGA
Molecule: messenger RNA, 2367 nt
Organism: Mauremys mutica (yellowpond turtle)
Lineage: Eukaryota; Metazoa; Chordata; Testudines; Geoemydidae
Product: leucine-rich repeat LGI family member 3-like
Exons: 7
Coding region: 19-1455 (478 amino acids)
Biological process (GO): regulation of exocytosis
Cellular component (GO): synaptic vesicle
Molecular function (GO): protein binding
Source: RefSeq, a predicted model, not a curated record